Molecule: messenger RNA, 2079 nt
Organism: Phanerochaete carnosa HHB-10118-sp
Lineage: Eukaryota; Fungi; Basidiomycota; Agaricomycetes; Polyporales; Phanerochaetaceae
Exons: 7
Coding region: 21-1640 (539 amino acids)
Cellular component (GO): nucleus
Molecular function (GO): nucleic acid binding; exonuclease activity
Source: RefSeq, a predicted model, not a curated record
UUCAAGAGCGUUCACCGCAAAUGUUUCCGACCUUGGGUCUUUUUCACAAGCUACCAUGUCCAGAGAAAGCUCACUGCCAGAGGCAGAACUGCCUCUUCAGCCAUAGCCCAGAGGUCACAGAGAUCUCCGUAACGCCGGUGCCAGUAGAGGUCCAGAAGCCUGUUUUGCCGCAGAUAUCCUCGCAACCUGAAUCCAUAGCAUCGAGCUCCAAGACACCGUUUGCGCAGGCAAGGAUUGCUCAUGUCGUGCCAGCCAAAAGGUCUAUGGGCUCGCCGCUGCGGCUGGCAGCCAAUGGCACGCCCCCCACUGAGCCGCCUAGCAAGCUACAGCGUGUUGGCACGCUUCAGAGAUCAAUCGCAGUCCCCACUCUAGCUUACACCUCUGAAGGCGUGCCUUUGCUCAGAGUCAAUGCGGCCGCGUCGCAGGUAGCUGUGCCCGUUCGUCAGACAAUGGUGAAAUCGCUAUGGGAACACUUCAAAGUACUGUACCAGAGCAUUAUCGAUAGGAAUCCGACGCUUCCAGCGGAGCAUGCCCUAGCCCAAGAAGAGGAAGUCUACAAGAAGUCCACGAAACUGACUUACCGGAAUGCUGUGAUCUCUGCUGUUGCAGCUAUAAAGAGACGGCCGCUCCCCGACUCUGCGAGCCAUCCUUCCGUUGGCACAGAAGAAGAAGUCGCAAAACGUGCAGAAGAGCGCAAGAAGCUGCAAUCUCUCAAGAUCAUGCCAAGCAAUCUCGAUCCAUACAUCCUGUCUCCCGAACAAAUGCGGACAUGGGACUACGUCGUCGAGAUCCCGCCGGGCCCGGGUGGCGAGCGACCAAGCGAAGAGGGCGCGGUCAUGAAGUGCGAGCGAUGUGGCCAGCCAUUCAAGGUCAAGCGCAUGGAGGAAGCAGAUGAGUGCGUCUUCCACUGGGGAAAGCCAUUCUCCAGUAAAACAAAUGGCUCGUCUCCAUUCUCUUCUAAGCGACGCGUCUACACUUGCUGCUCAAGGACUACAGAUGAAGAGCCAUGUACGAGAGGACAUCAUGUUUUCUACGAACGUGAUCCCGGGGACCUGCACAAACGCCAUCCCUUCUCUCUCUCACGUCCUGCGAAGGCAGACGAGCCUGACACUUCCCUAGAUAUCGUUGCUCUGGACUGCGAGAUGAUCUACAGCACCGGCGGGAUGCGCGUCGCCCGUGUGUCAGUAGUCGACUCGACAGGCAAAGAAGUGUUUGACGAGUUUAUUCGGAUGGAUGACGGCGUGGAGGUGAUUGACUUCAAUACCCGUUUUUCUGGCAUCACUCCGGAGAACUACGCACAAGCUACACUACCAUUGGCGGAGAUCCGCGAGUCUCUUGAUGCGUACAUCAACGAGAACACCAUCAUUAUAGGACACGCUCUUGAGAACGACCUGAAGACACUGCGGAUGAUCCAUCACAAGUGUGUAGAUACUGCAGUUAUGUUCCCCCAUCCGUCUGGUCCGCCGUACCGACGCGCACUGAGACAUUUGGUCAAGGAGCACCUUGGCAAGACUAUCCAGGCCGGCGGCGGCACUGUGGGGCACAGCUCUGUCGAAGACUCCAUCGCAACCUUGGAUCUCGUCCGUUGGCACAUCCUGCACAGUUCCAAACCUACACCGAACCUUCCUGCUACUCAGUAGCAACUGGCAGUCUCUACAUAUCGCCAGAUACCUGUCUGCAUCUUGCCCCAUGGACUUCAGCUUGUUACAACGUGAUAUGACAUACAUUCCGUAUCAGAGCGAUUUGUACAAGUCAUACGCAGGGAACGAAUUCAGUGUGAGAAAACAGUCCGGUGGGAUUGAACAGCGUUAAGAACGAGGAACGGCCGAUAGUUUGUACGCAUAAGCAAUAGCCACCUACAUAUUGUAGGAGACGGGGCCUGGUGGGCGCACUGCCCUGUUAGCAAGUGCACUGAUGCCUGCUGGUGGGUGAAGUUGGUGUUAUCAUCCGGAAGUACAAGGGCAGAUCGUGUCAUAACAAACCUGCACUUCCUAGUCGAGCCAGCGUGUCCUCGCUAUUUUCCUGCUCCUCUACGCUGUCUGACUGUGUUACCUGAGGAUGUCACGAGUGAGUAAAGGU